UAAUCCGUUUUUUCCAGAAGAUUCCUGCCCGUCGCCAUUUUGUCUCGCCGAGGACUUUGUAAUGGCGGAUAGGCAGUGAAGAGCUGCGAGCGUGUUUAUAGACGCCUGUGAACGGGGACUGGUUCCGAAAGGAAAGAUGAGGUAUUCCAGACAAAGUCAAUAUGCUGACUGGGAUGAAAAACAAUGUUGGGAUCCCCAAAAUCAGCAUAAGAGAAAAAGACAAUCACACAGCACAUAUGAAGGCAAACGGUGCAAAUAUAAUCACACUCAAAUGUAUGAUAGCUUUUAUAAAGAUACCAGCUCCUUCCAUGAAAGAGGUGAUCAUGAACGGUGCUACGUUGAAGAAUACAGAAGCAACGAUAGUCAGUUGUCUGAAAUCAGGCACCAUUGUAGGGUCCAUGAGAAUGAUUAUCACAACCAUAGCAGCAAGUCAUCUGGUCAGAGUGGUAGAAGCAGUUACAAAAGAAAAUGCAAGGCUCAUCAUAAUAAAUCAUAUCAUGCACACACGAGGAGUCACCGAAGGAAAAGAUCCAGGAGUGUAGAGGAUGAUGAGGAGGGUCACCUGAUCUGUCAGAGUGGAGACGUACUAAAUGCAAGAUAUGAAAUUAUCACUACUCUGGGUGAAGGUGCUUUUGGAAAAGUAGUAGAGUGCAUUGACCACAAAACGGGAGGUAAACAUGUAGCAGUGAAAAUAGUAAAAAAUGUUGACAGAUACUCAGAAGCAGCUCGCUCAGAAAUACGAGUGUUGAAGCACUUGAAUUUGUCAGAUCCUAAUAGCAUGUUUCACUGUGUCCAGAUGUUGGAGUGGUUUGACCAUCAUGGCCACAUUUGCAUUGUGUUUGAACUGCUAGGACUCAGUACCUAUGACUUCCUUAAAGAAAACCGUUUUCUGCCUUUCCGUCUGGACCAUAUCAGAAAAAUAGCUUAUCAGAUUUGCAAAUCUGUAAAUUUCUUGCAUUCAAACAAGCUGACUCAUACAGAUUUGAAGCCUGAAAACAUACUGUUUGUGAACUCUGAUUUUACAGAAGAAUAUAACCCUAAACUGAGACAUGGUGAACGCACAUUGAAACAUCCAGAGAUCAAAGUUGUAGAUUUUGGAAGUGCAACAUACGAUUAUGAGCAUCACAGUACUCUUGUAUCUACAAGGCAUUACAGAGCUCCUGAAGUCAUAUUGGCUUUGGGAUGGUCACAGCCAUGUGAUGUCUGGAGUAUUGGCUGUAUUCUUAUUGAAUAUUACCUUGGAUUUACAAUAUUUCCGACACAUGACAGCAAAGAACAUCUGGCUAUGAUGGAGAAGAUACUAGGGCCAUUACCAAAUCAUAUGGUUCAAAAGACCAGAAAACGCAAGUACUUCCGGUAUGAUAGUUUGGAUUGGGAUGAAUUCAGUUCUGCUGGCAGAUACGUUUCAAGGCGUUGCAAGCCACUGAAGGAAUUCAUGCAGUGUCACAGUUCUGACCAUGAGAAUCUAUUUGAUCUCAUUCAGAAAAUGUUGGAAUAUGACCCUGCUGAGCGAAUCACACUUAAAGCAGCUUUGGAGCAUCCUUUCUUUUUCCCAUUAAAGGAGAAGAUGAAACAAAAUUUUUAAAGAUACUGCCACUCAAAAAAAAACAAUGUUUUUAAUAUUUAUUUUGUAAUCCUGUAAAUUUAUUUUCAUAUUGUCUUGUUCUGUUUAAGCUAGCUCUUAAAAUAAAACAUUUAACA
This is a messenger RNA of Candoia aspera, 1701 nucleotides long. It is a transcript of the gene CLK1, whose product is annotated as CDC like kinase 1. Gene Ontology annotation, biological process: peptidyl-tyrosine phosphorylation; regulation of RNA splicing. Gene Ontology annotation, molecular function: protein tyrosine kinase activity; protein serine/threonine kinase activity; ATP binding. Gene Ontology annotation, cellular component: nucleus. The transcript has 13 exons. The coding region runs from base 137 to 1585 and encodes 482 amino acids. The record is from RefSeq and is a predicted model, not a curated record. NCBI's taxonomy places the organism in Eukaryota, Metazoa, Chordata, Lepidosauria, Squamata, Candoiidae.